This is a messenger RNA of Cryptosporidium muris RN66, 1593 nucleotides long. RefSeq names its product kazal-type serine protease inhibitor domain-containing protein. Gene Ontology annotation, molecular function: protein binding. Lineage: Eukaryota; Apicomplexa; Conoidasida; Eucoccidiorida; Cryptosporidiidae. The transcript has a single exon. The record is from RefSeq and is a predicted model, not a curated record. Bases 1 to 1593 code for a protein of 530 amino acids.
AUGAAAAUGAGUAUGGCAGGUCUAAUAAUGCUUUUAUUUUAUAUAUUACAGAUCUUACUCAAAUAUACUAAUGCAAGGAUUGGUGGUAGUAACUUACAAGUAAUUUGUCCAUAUGAGAUAAAGCCAGUAUGUGGGUCUAACGGCGUGACAUAUAGAAAUAUUUGUUAUCUAAGCUUGGUAAGAUACUUUGAUGACUCAGUUGCACUACUUCAUCCAGGUAUUUGUAAUCUAAGAAUGCCAAUGAAAUUUGGCUCACUUGAUUUUAUUUUAAGUUCAAAUAACAACACAAUAAUUAUGUUUAAUAAUACUUUAGAAAAUUAUGAUGAAGUGAAUUCUUUUGUUGAAGAGAAUAGAUCUAUAUUUACUUCAGAGACACCUUGUCUUUUCAGAAUUAUGAGUGAUAAACUUGUAUUGAAGUACUUACCUAGGAAAGCUGUUAUUGAAAUAAACAUAGAAAGAGAUACAAAAAGUAAAGACUGUAUCCAUGUUUUGACAAAUGAACUGAAUAUAUUAUGUGCGAGUGAUGGCAAAACUUACAUUAAUAUUUGUGAAUUUGAAAAUGCUAAGUGUAAAGAUGAAGAUUUAUCUAUUCUGCAUAUGGGAGAGUGUAGUUCCGAAGCACUAUAUGAUCCAUUUAGAAAUCUACUAGGUCCAUUUGAUCGUAUAAGAGGUCCUGAUUGUAUUAGGCCAUGUACUAGGGAAUUUAAUCCUAUUUGUGGUAAUGAUGGUAAUACUUACCCUAAUCCUUGUUCAUUUAGAAAUGCACAAUGUGAAAACGAACAAUUAGAAUUUUUAUAUUGGGGAACCUGUAGUAAUAAUAUAGCUAAUAUAGCUAAUAUAGCUAAUACAACUAAUACAACUAAUAAAACUAAAACUAAUAUAGCUAAUACAACUAAUACAACUAAUAUAACUGAUACAACUAAUACAACUAAUACAACUAAUACAACUAAUAUAACUGAUACAACUAAUACAACUAAUACAACUAAUACAACUAAUACAACUAAUACAACUAAUACAACUAAUACAACUAAUAUAACUAAUACAACUAAUAUAACUAAUACAACUGAAAUAAAUAAUCAAACUGAAUUAUAUAGAGAUCCACCAGGUCCAUUUGAUCGUGUAAGAGGUCCUGAUUGUGUAACACCAUUUAUUACAUUAGAUUUAAAUUAUAUAUGUGGUACUGAUGGAAAAACAUAUAGUAACCUUUCUGAAUUUAGAAAUGCACAAUGUGAAGAUGAACAAUUAGAAUUUUUAUAUUGGGGAAUCUGUAGUAAUAAUGUAGUUAAUAUAACUAAUACAACUAAAAUAAAUAAUCAAACUGAAUUAUAUAGAGAUCCACCAGGUCCAUUUGAUCGUAUAAGAGGUCCUGAUUGUAUUAAGCCAUGUACUGUGGAAUUUAAUCCUAUUUGUGGUAAUGAUGGUAAUACUUACCCUAAUCCUUGUUCAUUUAGAAAUGCACAAUGUGAAAAUGAACAAUUAGGAUUUUUAUAUUGGGGAAUUUGCAAUCAAAGUCUUUUUAAUAUAACGAAUACAACUCCUACAAUUUCCAUAGAUAAUAUUGAGAAUAUAAAUAAAACAUUAAUUAAUAAGUAA